This is a messenger RNA of Rhagoletis pomonella (apple maggot), 383 nucleotides long. RefSeq names its product cysteine sulfinic acid decarboxylase-like. Gene Ontology annotation, molecular function: carboxy-lyase activity. The coding region runs from base 153 to 338 and encodes 61 amino acids. The record is from RefSeq and is a predicted model, not a curated record. Gene Ontology annotation, cellular component: cytoplasm. The transcript is spliced from 2 exons. Lineage: Eukaryota; Metazoa; Arthropoda; Insecta; Diptera; Tephritidae.
UUAGACAAGCUUUCUGAUAGAAAUUGAUUGACCUGAGUAUUGCUGAGAACAAAACGCACACUAUAGAUGAGAUACAGGAGUUAUGUCGCAAAGUGAUUAAAUAUUCAGUAAAAACCAAUCAUGGCCGCUUUCAUAAUCAGCUGUUCGGACAGAUGGAUCCGUAUGGGCUGAUGGGACAAUGGAUUACCGAUGCGCUCAACGCAAGUGCUUACACCUAUGAAGUAGGACCCGUCUUCUCGCUGAUCGAAACGGAAAUCAUACGCACCGUUUGCCAAUUGGCCGGCUAUGCUGAAGGUGAUGGCAUCUUCGCGCCCGGUGGUUCCAUGUCUAAUAUGUGAGUAUGUAUAUAGUGUGUACAAAAAAAUUAUUAACACUUGAAAUCU